AUAGCACUUGCCUUUUCCUUUUCCCUUCUCAGAAUGAAUGAGAGCCGUCGCUUUUCUGGGACAUGAGCUAGUGGAAGAAGCGCAGAUGCCUGUGUCUAUUUAGUCCUUGAGCAGAACCUCGCUCUGCCAUAUCAACCUGGAUAGCUAAAGCUAGAGCAUCCAUUGACAGGGUCACUGUGAGCAAUGUGGGGGAUGGCACGCAUCGAUGAGUGGAGGCCGGUGAUGGCAAUGCUGGUCUUCAACCUCAUCUCCGCUGUGAUGACGGCGUUGGUCAAGGAGGCGCUCGAGCAAGGGCUCAACAGCCUCGUCCUCAUCACUCUCCGUCAGCUGGUGGCCACCGUCUUCCUAGCUCCCAUAGCCUACUUCAAAGAACGGAACAAAAGGCCUAGGCUCACGCUGGAGAUCUUUGUGUACCACUUCUUCAGUGCAGUGCUCGGUGCCGCGCUCUCACAGUACACCUUCUUCUACGGGCUCAAGCUCACGACUGCAACUUUCGCCAUAACAUUCGCCAACAUGGCUCCUGUCCUCACCUUCCUGAUCGCCAUAGCUCUGCGGGUGGAAUCACUCAACAUGAAGAGCAAAGCAGGAUCGGCAAAGAUCCUCGGGACGCUCAUGUCGUUCGGAGGAGCGCUGCUGCUGAGUCUCUACAAGGGUGUUGCCGUGACACACCAGAGCACAGCUGCUACAGUACUGAGCUCAGCUCACCAUGCAGCAGCAGCACCUGCAGCUUCCUCUCAAGUAGCAGGUGCCGACAGGAAGAGCUGGAUGCUGGGAACUGUAUCAUUGCUGGCAAACUGCCUGUUCUUCUCCUUGUGGCUGCUGCUGCAAAGCCGGCUGACGAAGAAGUACCCGGCGCUCUACUCCAGCACCGCCAUCAUGUUCUUCUUCAGCGCACUGCAGGCCGGAGCAUUGACAGUGACGAUAGAGGGGCACUCAUCGUCAGUGUGGGUUGUGACUAGGAGGCUGGAGAUCCUCACAAUCUUGUAUUCAGGCAUCAUGGCGUCCGCAGCGGGCUUCCUGAUAAUGACCUGGUGUGUCCACAAGAGGGGUCCAGUUUUCACUGCAGCCUUCAUCCCCAUCAUCCAGAUCAUGGUAGCCAUCAUCGAUUUCUUCUUCCUCCACGAGCAGAUCUAUCUUGGCAGCAUUCUAGGUUCCGCACUGAUGAUAUUUGGGCUGCAUCUGUUGCUGUGGGGAAAGAAGAAGGAUGCCUCGGCAUGUUGUAGUACAGAUAGCAAACAAGUGGAUGAAGAGGCCGAUCGACAAUGAGGAGCAACAAACGACGAAUAAUACUGUAUGUACCUCAGGAGAUAGAUAUAGCUUUAUUUUCUCCUCAUUUUUCCUGGAUCUCUAUCGAUACAUUUGGAUGUGGAAUACCGUGUGCAGCCUGAUCA
This is a messenger RNA of Panicum hallii, 1391 nucleotides long. Its product is annotated as WAT1-related protein At3g30340-like. The coding region runs from base 184 to 1266 and encodes 360 amino acids. Gene Ontology annotation, cellular component: plasma membrane. The transcript has 6 exons. Lineage: Eukaryota; Viridiplantae; Streptophyta; Magnoliopsida; Poales; Poaceae. Gene Ontology annotation, molecular function: transmembrane transporter activity. The record is from RefSeq and is a predicted model, not a curated record.